AUGGGCUCAUUACCGCAAACGAUUGAACUCGAUGCGCUCAUUGUCGGAGCUGGCUUUGGUGGAGUCUACCAGUUGAAAAGACUACGCGAAGAAGGCUACAAGGUCAAGAUUGUCGACAGUGCCUCAAGCUGGGGCGGUGUAUGGUAUUGGAACCGAUACCCGGGUGCACGUGUGGAUAGCCCGAUUCCUUUCUACGAGUUUUCCGAUCCUCUGCUCUGGCGGGACUGGCGCUGGAAGCAGCGGUUCCCCGGCAGCGCCGAACUUCGAGACUACUUCGCCUUUGUUGCAAAGAGGUGGGAUCUAGACAGAGAUGCCAUAUUCAACACCAUGGUGACCGCAGCGAUCUGGGAUGAUGAGAAUGCUAAGUGGCACAUAACGACUAAGGGAGGCCCCAGCUUCGUUGCGAAGUACUUCCUUUUGAAUACCGGAUUCUCGGCCAAGAGACAUAUCCCCGACUGGCCUGGCAUCGAGAAGUUCCGCGGGACCUUUGUACAUCCUUCAUACUGGCCCAAAGAAGACCAAGACCUGCAGGGAAAGAGCAUCGCGGUGAUUGGAACGGGGUCGACUGGCGUGCAACUUGCUCAGGAGCUGAGUAAGGUGGCCAAAGACUUUGUACUUUUCCAGCGGACUCCGAACCUGGCAAUACCAAUGAAGCAGAUCGAAUACACUGGCGAUGAACAGAUUGCUCCACUCCGAGAGUACCCAGCCCUCUUUGACGGACGGAUCAAUUCCUUUGGUGGGUUUUCGUACAACUUCUUGCCACGGGCCACGUUUGACGACACCCCGGAGAAAAGGAGAGAGACAUACGAAGAGCUUUGGGCCAAGGGAGACUUUCACUAUUGGCUCGCGACAUACUAUGACAUGCUCUUCAAUGAAGAGGCCAACAAGGAAGCAUAUGACUUUUGGAAAGCCAAAGUGCGCGCCCGCAUUCACGACCCGGACCUACAAGAGUCGCUUGCACCUGAGAUCCAGCCGCACGCCUUUGGCUGCAAGCGAAUCUCGCUGGAGAAUGGCUACUACGAGAUCUUCAGCCAGCCCAACACGACGCUGGUCGACAUGAAAAGGACGCCGAUUGUCGAGUUUACGGAACGCGGCAUCCGGACCGUCGACCGCGACUUCGACCUCGACUACAUUGUCUGCGCGACGGGCUUCGACGCCAUCACCGGCGGGCUGAAGCAAAUCGACAUCUCUGGCGUGGGUGGCCAGAAGCUUGCUGAGAAGUGGGAAAAGGGCACCAAGACGUACCUGGGCCUCUGCGUCGCGGGUUUCCCCAACAUGUUCUUCACCUACGGGCCCCAGGCCCCAACCGCCCUCUGUAACGGCCCGACCUGCGCCGAGGUGCAGGGCGAGUGGAUCGUGCAGACGAUCAAGGACAUGGACAGCUCGGGAUUGAAAAAGAUCGAGGCCAACCCCGACGUCGAGGACGAGUGGGCCCAGGGUGUCUGGAAACUAGCCAACGCGACGCUGUUGCCAAAGACCAAAUCGUGGUACAUGGGCGAUAAUAUCCCCGGAAAGCCGAGAGAGCCGCUCAUAUACUUGGGCGGUGUGCCUACUUACUACAAGACCAUCAAGGAGUGUGCGCAGCAGGGAUACAAGGGGUUUACGCGCGUGUAG
Molecule: messenger RNA, 1614 nt
Organism: Fonsecaea nubica
Lineage: Eukaryota; Fungi; Ascomycota; Eurotiomycetes; Chaetothyriales; Herpotrichiellaceae
Exons: 2
Coding region: 1-1614 (537 amino acids)
Molecular function (GO): flavin adenine dinucleotide binding; NADP binding; N,N-dimethylaniline monooxygenase activity
Source: RefSeq, a predicted model, not a curated record